GUUCACCGGAAAACUCAGAAAUGUCAGAAAAGAAUAGAUUUUUGGGAAGCAUCUCGAACUCGGCAUUACAAAGUCUCCUUGGCAAAUCCGUCUCAUCCAAGAGCAGGAUGAGCUCAACAACUCGUCCCAAAUCCAAAUUCGGCAGCGAAAACACGGCUCCUAUCGAUCCCAACAUUCAGAUCAGCGACCCGCCUCUUUUUUCUUCGAAUUCACUCCCCAAAAAGGCCCUGUCGAAACUGGGAACUCCCCCAAAGGAAGUCGUCAGAUCAGAGGCCAAAGAAGAAGUUUCAGAAGCUCCUGAUCGGCAGCCAGUCAAGGUUAUGGUGAGGAUCAGACCUGGAAAUGCUCUUGCUAAUGAUGAUCGGAUGAUUAGAGGAGUUUCUAAGGACUCUCUGUCUGUAGGGGAUAAGAAGUUCACUUUCGAUAAAGUUUUCAAUUCUAAUUCGACUCAGGAGGAUGUAUUUCAAUCAGUUGGGAUCCCUUUGGUUAAAGAUGCACUGGCAGGUUACAACACAUCACUCUUGGCCUAUGGACAGACUGGGAGUGGAAAGACAUAUACGCUGUUCGGACCUCCAAGUGCCAUGGUUGAGUCCCCAUCUAUCAAUGGGCUUCAGGGUCUUGUUCCACGUAUUUUCCAGAUGCUGUUUUCUAACAUUCAGAAUGAGCAUGAGAGUUCUGAUUAUAAACAAAUAAGUUACCAGUGCCGCUGUUCAUUCCUUGAGAUAUACAAUGAACGUAUUGGGGAUUUACUUGAUCCUAUGUUGAGGGACUUGAAGAUAAAGGAUGAUGCCAAGAAUGGAUUUUAUGUUGAGAAUUUGACAGAGGAGUAUGUGAGUACAUAUGAAGAUGUCACGCAGAUUUUGAUCAAGGGUCUUUCUAGUAGGAAAGUUGGAUCAACUGGUGUAAACUCAAAGAGUUCAAGAUCUCAUGUUGUGUUCACAUGCAUCAUUGAGUCCUGGUGCAAGGAGAACUCAUCAAAGUGUUUUGGUAGUUCAAAGACAAGCAGAAUUACCAUUGUUGAUCUCGCUGGGUUCGAACGGAAUUUACUUGAAGAUGCUGGUAAGCAGUACGUUACGGAAGGAAAAUUCUUGAAGAAGUCUACCUCACAACUGGGGCGUUUGGUUAAUAUCCUAACAGAAGAGAACAGUACAAGAGUAGCUGAAGCUGUACCAUAUAGCUGUUCCGGCUUAACUCAUUUACUGAGAGAAUCAUUGGGAGGGAAUGCCAAACUCUCUGUGAUAUGUACAAUCUCCCAAGAAGACAAGCAUAUGAGUGACACAAUAAGCACACUCAGAUUUGGGAAGAAGGUGAAGCUCAUGAAAAAUGAACCAAUCAUCAAUGAAAUCACAGAAGAUGAUGUGAAUGGCCUGAGUGAUCAGAUCCGUCUGCUGAAGGAAGAACUGAUUAGAGCAAGGUCCAGUACGAACAAUGGAUAUUUCAAAGGACAAAGCACCACGCGUGAGAGUUUGAAUCAGUUGAGGGUGAGCCUUAACCGCUCACUGAUCUUACCCCGUUUUGAUAAUAAUGAUCCCAAGGAGGAGGAGGAGGAAAUCAACAUAAAUGAGGAUGACAUUAAAGAACUUCAAAUCCAGAUUGAUAACAUUCGCAAUUCGCACGAUGAAGGUAGCGUGAUGAGUGAACCUUUUGUUAGCUGUUCAGAAGAAAGCGAAAGUGAAGAAGAAGAAGUGCCUGAGAGGGAGACUGAUCUCCAGGAUCCUGUGUUCUCUGAAUCCCCGAAAUUUGGAAAUGUCCAGAGGAAAAGCAUAGUUGUUGCAUCAUCAAAAACCUCAGCAAAGAACAACGAGAUCGAUUUCCAAGAAGGUCUCAGAACUUCUGGAUUACCACAAGAACCUGAGAAGGGAAACAGGAAUCUCCGGACCUCUUCGUUGAGGUCGAGCAGAAUAUUUCCUGGGCCAACCGAGUCCUUGGCUGCGAGUCUCCAAAGAGGUUUGCAGAUAAUUGACCAUCACCAGCAGAACUCUUCCGAAUCGAUGAGACCCUCCUUCUCCUUUGACCAUUUUGCUGUAAAACAAGAAUCAUCAUCAUCACAAGAAGAAGUUCAAGAUAGCUGCUUGAAGACAUGGAUAGUUCCAUUUAGCCAAAAUAACAACAGCGAUAAACACGAAUUUGAGAAAGAUCUAAAAGACGCACUGGAAAGAGAGAAGAAGCUUGAAAGUGUUUGUGAGGAACAAGCAGAAAAGAUCCAGAAGCUCAUUCAAUUGCUCUCACAGUGCAAAUGUGAGACUCAGAAGAGUGGUCUGGUUGAGGCCAUGGAUGAUAAGAAUAUGACUCAGCCAAUAAAUUCCCAAGAAAAGUUUCUGGAAUGGAAUGGUAAGGGGGAAGAUGGUAAUGAACAAGAGAUUGUUAAAGAAAUCCAGGGAAAGGUUGAUCACAGUGAUGGCGGAGGUGGUGGGACCCAGUGCUUCGAUGCAGCGGAGAGGGAGGCCCUUGUCAAAGAAAUUGAAACCCUGAGGACCAAAUUGCAAAAAGCACAGACCAGUGACGCCAUUAGCAUCAACAAAUCCAUCAACAAAUCCAUUGAAAAACUGCGGCAAUCGAGAGGCAUCAAGAAGAACAAUGGCGAGAGAGAGGAACUGGAGUCGGAGAGGCAGAGAUGGACGGAGAUGGAGAGCGAUUGGAUCUCUCUGACGGACGAACUGAGAAUCGACAUCGAGACAAUCCGGCAGCGAGCGGAGAAGGCGGAGACGGAACUGAAACUGGAGAAGAAGUGCACGGCGGAGCUGGACGACGCGCUGCGGAGAUCCGUCGUAGGACACGCAAGGAUGGUGGAGCACUACGUCGAUCUCCAGGAGAAGCACAACGAGCUGGUGGAAAAGCACCGUCUGAUCAUGGCGGGGAUCCAGGACAUCAAAAUGGCGGCGGCGAAAGCCGGCGGAGGCAGGAAGGGCAACCGGUUCGCCAAGUCACUCGCCGCCGAGCUGUCUGCUCUGAGAGUGGAGAGGGAGAGGGAGAGAGAGCUUCUGAGGAAGGAGAACAGGAGCCUCAAGGCUCAACUCCGAGACACCGCCGAAGCGGUUCAUGCCGCCGGCGAACUUCUUGUCCGACUGAGAGAGGCAGAGGAAACCGCUUCUGUUGCUGAGGAGAAGAUAACAAAGGCAGAGGAAGAAAAGGAGAGUUUGAAGAAGCAAAUGGAGAAACAGAAAAGAAAACACAAGAUGGAGAUGGCCACCAUGAAAGGGUACCUUGCUCAGAGCAGAUUACCAGAAGCUGCUUUGCUGGGGAAGAAUGAAUCUGAAUCAAUAAUGAUGAUGAUGGGUCACAACGAUUCUAAACCCCAUUCAAAUUAUGAUCAUGAUGAUGAUGAUCAAGCAUGGAGGGCAGAAUUUGGUACCAUAUAUCAGCAAGACUAUUGAUUGAGCACUCAGCUCCAAAAAUUACUGCAUUGCCCCUGCUUGGGACAUGCAUAGAUUCUUCAUUCAUCUUAGCAAUGGGUGUUAUCUCUAGUGUGAGUUAUGAUGAUGAUGGUGGUGGCCAUCAAACUACUACAAGUAUGAUUGUAU
This is a messenger RNA of Cuscuta campestris, 3521 nucleotides long. Lineage: Eukaryota; Viridiplantae; Streptophyta; Magnoliopsida; Solanales; Convolvulaceae. The record is from the annotation of a GenBank genome assembly.